Messenger RNA from Mycetomoellerius zeteki, 1492 nucleotides. RefSeq names its product reticulocyte-binding protein 3. The coding region runs from base 91 to 1113 and encodes 340 amino acids. The transcript is spliced from 2 exons. Lineage: Eukaryota; Metazoa; Arthropoda; Insecta; Hymenoptera; Formicidae. The record is from RefSeq and is a predicted model, not a curated record.
AUUGCACAGUACAAUUUGCUGAUUUCUCUCUGACAGAGAAUUUGGCACGUCUCUUCAAUCUUGUCACUCAGUCAUUCCUUUUAAAUCGCGAUGGUACGCGUUGCUCUUCUAGCAACCGUUCUGGCGGCCCUGUGUUACACGAGCCAGGCUAUCCCGGCUCAAGUUGGAAGUACAGAAUUUGAAUUGCGCAAAGAAAUCUCCGACCAAAUACAACAAAUACUUGAUAAUAUUCCCGAGGAAGUGAAAGACAAAAUUGAGGAUUACAGGGACAAAUUCCUGGAAUAUUUAGAACAAUUCGAGAAAUACUCCCAGGAAAAAGGAAGGAGCGCCUUAAACAUAUUUGAGAGAGCUAAAGAAAAUGCCAUGAAAUGGUUACAAGAGAAUAAAAAUGUAAAUGAAGUUCUCGAAAAGCUCAAGAAAGUGAAACAAGAAAUCGAGACAAAUUAUCAGUAUGCGCUGAAUAAUCAAAUUCAGAACAUUAAGGAUACCAUCGGGCAGUUUAUUAAUGAUGAUUUGAAACUGAAACUGAAGGAGAAACUCAAUUUAUAUCAAGAAAAGGUAAAAGAGACCAUGGAGGAGGUAUUAAGAAAAAAACAAAGUGGCGGUGAAUCUUAUGGCAUCAGAAAUAUUCUAGAGAAGGGCAAAGACAUUAUAAACGGUGCCCAAAACAAAUUAACAGAAAGCUCGAAGAAGAUUGUGAAUGAUGCCGAUGAGACUAUCAAGAAAUUUAAAGAAUAUAUAAACGAAAGCCUGCAGAAGGGUGAUAAAAUAAAAGAGUUGAUAAAUAAUCUGGAUAAAUCCUGGGACAUAUUAAAAGAAACAAUAAAGAAUGUCACAGGGAGGGUCAAAGACGAUAAGGUAAAGAGAUCGGUCAGCAAUGUUAUAACGGAUAGACAACAGGCAAGCAUAAUAGGAGGGCUCUUAGACACGGCCAACAGCUUGGUGAAGGAAACAAAAAAGGGAAUAAGGAUUAUCGGAGGCAAUGAAAUAGAUGAUAUUAAGAAUAACUUAGGGAACCUAAAAGAUUUGAUGGGUGAGAUAUUGGGAGCAGAAAAGGGGACACAAGAAGAGACUACUGAAAAAAAUAUUAAAGACGAUACUAAAAAUAUUUAAUUCUCACUCUCGGCCGCGGUAUCAAAAACACAAUACUUUUAUUACUUUGAUUAUAUUCAAAAUUAAUGUGUUCUUCGGAGAAGCCAUAAACUUGAGUUUCAAUUUCACAAAUUCUCCGGAAUUAUAGUUUUUUCAAUAAUUUAGCAUUUUACAGAAAAUUUUGCCUAGUGAGCAAUAUCUGUAACACAUUAUAUCUCGAUUUUCAAGCGUUUUAACGCUAAUUAAUCUUUUAAUUAAUCUGAUUGUGUAGUAUCUUCGUCCUGUUGAAGUCUGUAGUCUUAUCUACAAAGAUAUCUUUUUCAGGAUCACUCAAGUUAUGUAACGCUUAUCACAAUUGUAUUGAAAUUCAUGAACACAAAUAAAAAAAUGUACAUUUUAA